Messenger RNA from Symbiodinium necroappetens, 2661 nucleotides. Lineage: Eukaryota; Dinophyceae; Suessiales; Symbiodiniaceae. The record is from the annotation of a GenBank genome assembly.
GCCAUUGUCCAGGAUGAAGCAAGCUCAGAGACGCCGAGCCCCGGAUGCGAGUACACCUCCACGGAGAUCUCGCAAGACGACCUUGGCCUCGAUGUGGCAGAGGCAUGGAAAGUGAACGUGAACGUUCACAUUAUUCGCAAGGCCUCUUACAAAGGCUGUCUGAAGAUAUCGCGGGGAUGUGUGAGCUUGGAAAGCUGGCGAAAUUUCCUGGACUUCUCUGGCUUGCAACAGUGGCAAACUUGCAAACUCCUGGCGAAGGAGGAGCAACAUGUCGAUACAGGCGCAUCCCUGUGGCAACUGCCGCCUGGUUUAUUCUUCGGCUACCUCAUCAGGAACUACUUCAGGACAACGUCGGAUUUCAUGUGCAGAUACACCCGCAGAGCUGAGCUGAGCAUCAAGCAGGCCCUCGACAACAUGGGGAUGAAAUCUUUGGCAAUCCUUUGUGACGCCUCACCCAAAGCCAAGAUGGUUUGGCUUCCAGUCCUGUCUGUCCCUGGGCUGGUCACGAUGGGGACUUUGCAGCGGCUCUCCACGCAGGAGCUCAAGGCCCUCGCAAACGUGCUCUCACACGUGAACAUAAGUUUGGACGACUGCUUCCCGACGGAGCCACUGCUGCCAGCAAGGGAGACGGAAACCCGUGUGAUUUACAAACAACAAUCCCUCCGCUUAGCCUACCUCUUCGACCGCGAGACCGAGGCGAGCAGAUGGGACGUCCCUAUGGGAUCGGACCACCUGAGACUCGUGGUAUGUCCGGACCAAGGUGGAAUGACUACUUUGUGUGGCUGGCUCUUCAGGGCGAAGAAGUCUCCCUGGAACACCUCCGGAUUUGGCAGUACCCUCAACGAGGCAAAGCCCGACGAUGUGCUCAUGGAAAUGUUCCAGCGAGACAUCCUCAAAGAGAACAAUUUGGAGGAGACCUCGGACACCCAGCUGAACUUCACGCGGGUGAUGGAUAUCCUCGGCAAAACGUGCAAAUGGUGCUCCUGGGCCCACACCUCAAAAAGAUUUCAGAUGAGUGCGAGCUUGCUCCUUAUCCUAUGGUCGGCUAUGGAGGUCGGAAAGAAUCCUUUCAAGAUCCUGGAGAAUGAAUCCUCCGCCCCACAGAACCAAAAGUCCUUCGACAAAACCGUCGACCUUUGUGUCAAGGCACUCACGAAUGAGGAAAGCUUCGGGAUCUUCCGUGUGGCCCGGGCCGUGCUCGAGCCCUUCAGGGAGCUCUGUUUGCAACUGGUCCUGAGACUGACGUUUCGAAGAUGUGCCACGUACGAAAGUGUUCUGAAGGAAGGUUUUGGCCUCUACCUCUCGACCGUUCACGAACUGAUGCAGUACAGUCUGUACUUACGGAGCAGCCCGCACUGUGCAGCUGCCCUUGUGUCUACGAAAGAAGCAGACAACGGCGAGACGAAGCAAAGCAUUCUCAAAAGGAUGCAAGCAGAGUGGCAAGUUGUGCUGUUGAUGGAAUCAAAGCCGCCUUCGGCCGCCAUUUUGGCGGCGAGCUGCCACCACUCGCGAUACCAGCAUUACCGCGAGACCAUGACUUGCUUGGAAAAGCACGACUUUGUCAUGCAGCCCGAGUGCAAAGAAGUGGUAUCUGCUUGGAAUCCUUCUUUCUGCCAAAGUGCCUCCCUGGAGAGCAUGUUCGGAGAAAUGAGUGACGCUGUCAAGCGAGCCGGGCGAGCUGAUGCUGGCUCCCUUCCAAAUUUGCAUGCCGUGGGAGUGAGAAGCUUGCUGCGACGAGUUUGCAAGCAUGAGGGCAGCCCGAAAGCCUUGGAGCUUUCGAAGGACGCUGUGCAAUUGAAGCAGCUCCCGUACAAGUUCGCUGGCCCUUUGCCGGAGCAGAAAGACGACGAGACACGAGUUCCGUGCAGGAACCAGGGUGAUGAUUGGUGGGACCCUUUGCUGCAAGGGCAGAUCACUCCUGCCCUCACCUUGGACGUCGGCAGGGCCUUGAUCCAGCAGCUCCGCUUUGAUUAUGAUGAAGUGCUCUUGUAUGGCUACACCGUACAUGUGUGCGAGCAGGCCUUGGAGGACAAGUGCGGGUCAGCCCUCCUUUUCCGGAGGGGGGGGCAAGAAUUUAGCUUGCUCUGCUACCUGGUGCAGAGCGGCGAGAUCUUGCAGACCACAAGUGCAUCAUUGAGCGAGCUGUUGGAGAAGAGCGAUGUUCAGAUGCCGAAGAACACAACGAAGAAUCAAAAGAUCAGACGAUUGCUGAUGCUGGAGGCAGUCGUUCAGGCAUGCGGCGAACAAAGGAUUCACAAGCUUCUUGCGAAGCUGGACGAGCAAGAGGAAAAGAGAAGGAAGAAAGAGAAAAAGGAAGAAGAGCCCCAGCAGGCUGAGGGCGACAUCGAAUGGGAGGAGCUGCACGAUGAUCCGGCUACGGCAGCAUGCAGAGAGCUUUUGGCCAGGCUUGAUGAGGAGGAGGAGCAGCAGGAGACGAGCGAGGAUGCCGAGGCAAAGCCUCGAGAUGGCGGCAUCAUGGCAGAUGCCAAUCGAGCAUCGCGGGCUUACCUGUCUUCUUCGACUACGUCGCUACCAUCGAAGCUCCUGGAGGACAUGCCAAUUCCAGAUGGAGCGGCAAUGCAUCAGACUGUGCACGUGGACGGCACUCUGCCGCAGUUCCAAGGCAGAUUGCUCAAUGGCCAGUGCUUCGAAGGGAAGUGA